Molecule: messenger RNA, 723 nt
Organism: Adineta ricciae
Lineage: Eukaryota; Metazoa; Rotifera; Eurotatoria; Adinetida; Adinetidae
Source: the annotation of a GenBank genome assembly
AUGGCUGCAAAGAAACCGAUUGCGGUAGUUAUUGGUGUCGGUCCAGGCUUAGGAGCAUCAUUGGCCAGACGAUUUGCUACCGGUGGUUAUUCUAUUGGACUCAUUGCACGAAAUGAAAGCAAUUUAGAAACAUUACAAAAAGAACUUGAACAACAGGGUCAUACAGUUUUGAGUGUGAAAGGUGACGCAAGUGAUGUUUCAUCGAUCAAAAAUGCUUUCAAUACCAUUCGAACAAAGCUUGGCGACGAUCCUGAAGUUUUACUUUACAAUCCAAGUGGAUUUAUUUACAAAAGUAUUUUGGAUUUGAAACCGGAAGAACUUCAAAAUGCAUUGAAUAUCAGCGUCGUUGGUGCUUUAGCAGCUAGCCAAGAGGUUUUGCCGGCAAUGGUUAAAAAUGGAAAAGGAACAAUUUUAUUCACAGGUGCCACAGCCAGUCUUCGCGGUUCAUCGAAAUUUGCUUGUCUCGCUGCGCCAAAAUUUGCUCUUCGUGCUUUAGCACAAUCAAUGGCACGUGAGUUGGGUCCACAAGGUAUUCAUGUCGCUCAUGUUAUCAUCGACGGCCAAAUCAAUACGCCUCGACAAGUUAAAGAUCAACCUGACAAGGAUAUCGAUUCGUUUUUAAAUAGCGAUGCGAUUGCUGAAACAUAUUGGCAAUUACAUGUUCAACCUCGGUCAACAUGGACCCAAGAACUUGAUGUCCGCCCAUAUGUAGAGAAAUUUUAA